Echinops telfairi (small Madagascar hedgehog) is the source of this 576-nucleotide messenger RNA. RefSeq names its product 40S ribosomal protein S12-like. Gene Ontology annotation, molecular function: structural constituent of ribosome. The record is from RefSeq and is a predicted model, not a curated record. NCBI's taxonomy places the organism in Eukaryota, Metazoa, Chordata, Mammalia, Afrosoricida, Tenrecidae. The coding region runs from base 10 to 576 and encodes 188 amino acids. The transcript has 2 exons. Gene Ontology annotation, biological process: translation. Gene Ontology annotation, cellular component: cytosolic small ribosomal subunit; ribosome.
GGGGGCGUCAUGGACGUUCACACUGCUUUACAAGAGGGGCUGAAGACCGCCCUCGUCCACGAUGGCCCAGCACGUGGAAAUGUUGACGCUGCCAAAGCCUUAGAGCAGCGUCAUCUUUGUGUGCUUGCAUCCACCUGUGAUGAGCCUGUGGAUGUCCAGUGGGUGGAUGCCCUGUGUGCCAGACACCACGUCGACCGCAUCCAGGUGGAUGACCGCCAGAAGCUAGGCGAGUGGGCAGGCCUCUGCACAACUGACAGAGCAGGAAAACCCCGGAAAGGGGUUGGUUGCAGUUGUGCGGUUGUGAAGGAUUAUGGCAAAGAAUCUCAAGCCAAGGAUGUUACUGAAGAAUACUUUAAAUGCCAAAAAAAAAGAGCUGAGCAUCUAGUUACUCUGCUGACUGACCACUCUCCAUUCCUGGGGCUUCGCGUGGCUCUUGACACAUGGUCGCCUCCUUCUUUGGAGUUGGCGGUGGAGAACAGAUCGAGAGUGAAAUCCCUUUGUGCCUCAAAUCUCUGGUUUAGAUCCUUCGUCAUCAACUGGAGCCACUUUCUGCUUUUAACAGGCUUCCUGGAUUAG